UCGAGCUGCCGCCGCCGCCGCCGCCGCCGCUCCCAGCAUUCUGGCUGUGGCAAGCAGGCAGGCAGGCAGGCAGGCGGGCGGGCAAAGCAAGGCAAGGCGGGCAGGCGUGCAGAAAGUGUAACUGACUACAGGGGUCCCUGCAGUGACUGAAUGAAGGAGAGUCCAAAGGAGGAGGAGGAGGAGAAGAAGAAGAAGAAGGAGGAGAGGGAGAAGAAGAAGAAGAGCUGCGGUCGCCGAGCAUCCCCGGGAGCAGCAGCAUGCAGCCUUCCGCCCGGAUUCUCAACCUCUUGCUUUUGGCUCUUUUGGCUGGGCUGGAUCCUUCCAAGACUCAAAUCAGUCCCAAAGAAGGGUGGCAAGUUUAUAGUUCUGCACAAGACCCAGAUGGACGAUGCAUUUGUACUGUGGUUGCACCGGAACAAAACUUAUGCUCCAGGGAUGCUAAGAGCAGGCAGUUAAGGCAACUGCUUGAGAAGGUUCAGAAUAUGUCUCAGUCCAUUGAAGUUUUAAAUCUACGAACUCAAAGGGACUUCCAGUAUGUUUUGAGAAUGGAAACACAAAUGAAGGGACUGAAGGCUAAGUUCCGACAAAUUGAAGAUGACCGGAAGACCUUAAUGACCAAACAUUUUCAAGAAUUGAAGGAAAAGAUGGAUGAUCUUCUACCACUGAUACCAGUUCUGGAGCAGUACAAAACGGAUGCCAAGUUAAUCACCCAGUUUAAAGAGGAGAUUAGAAACCUGUCUUCAGUACUUACUGGAAUCCAAGAGGAAAUUGGCGCUUACGAUUAUGAGGAGCUACAUCAACGAGUCCUCAGUUUGGAAACCAGACUUCGAGAUUGCAUGAAAAAACUGACCUGCGGCAAAUUGAUGAAAAUCACUGGUCCUAUUACAGUCAAGACAUCUGGAACCCGGUUUGGAGCUUGGAUGACAGAUCCAUUAGCAUCCGAGAAAAACAACAGAGUCUGGUAUAUGGACAGUUACACCAACAACAAAAUUGUCCGUGAAUACAAAUCCAUAGCAGAUUUUGUCAGUGGUGCAGAGUCCAGGACAUACAAUCUCCCUUUCAAAUGGGCAGGAACUAAUCAUGUCGUCUACAACGGGUCUCUCUAUUUCAACAAAUAUCAAAGCAACAUCAUCAUCAAGUAUAGUUUUGAUACUGGGCAGGUGCUUGCUCAGCGUAGCCUGGAGUAUGCUGGCUUUCACAACGUCUAUCCCUACACCUGGGGUGGCUUCUCUGAUAUAGAUCUGAUGGCCGACGAGAUAGGUUUGUGGGCUGUCUACGCAACCAAUCAGAACGCGGGCAACAUUGUCAUCAGUCAGCUGAAUCCGGAUACCUUAGAAGUGAUGAAAACCUGGAGCACCGGGUACCCCAAGCGAAGUGCUGGGGAGUCUUUCAUGAUCUGUGGCACCUUGUACGUCACCAAUUCCCACUUAACCGGAGCCAAGGUCUAUUAUUCGUACUCAACAAAAACCUCCACAUAUGAAUACACAGACAUACCUUUUCACAAUCAGUAUUUCCAUAUAUCAAUGCUUGACUACAAUGCCAGAGAUAGAGCUCUCUAUGCCUGGAAUAAUGGGCACCAAGUCCUAUUCAACGUCACUCUUUUCCACAUUAUUAAAACAGAAGAUGACACAUAGGUGUCAACAUGACUUUUGGCCAACAAGAAAGAGUGUCAUUGAACUCAAAAGCAUCCAGCUGGGUUUCUUUUCAAUUCUUUUUUUUUUUCUCAGUAAAAAUGAAUAGAGGAGGAUUUUUUUCUACAAUGUAAUGUAUUCCGAAUAUGGCAAAGUCUUUCUUUUAAAAAUGACCUAGUUCAUCAUACAGGUAUCUUUCUAAACAGUAUACAAAGCCUGCUGUGACUUUGUCAUGGAAAGUAUUAAAUGCUUAUUUCAGUGGGAAAGACAUUGUUUUAAGAAAAACAAACAAAAUUAAUGAUCUGCCUUAUAUUAGAAUCAGAGACUAACGGUGGUGUAAAACUGCAUGAAUGUCUUUUUCUACCAUCAUCAUUUUUUAAAAAAAUAUAUAAAUUGCUCAACGUUAAAAGUAUAUUUGGGCAAUCAUCUAAGAGGAAAAUUGAGAAGAAUUCUUUGGGGCAAGGGUGUGAAUUUUUAAAAGCAGUGUUCCAAAAUUAACCUGUUAUGGAUUGGAUUACUUUAAAGGUAGAAAAAGUAAAAAAUCCCAUUGGCUAUUACACAAUUUCAGAUGCGGUGCUGUACAGUCUGUUUUUAAUCUCUUGCAAGCAGUUUCUCAAUGAUCUGUAUUUAUACCAUUGUG
This is a messenger RNA of Ahaetulla prasina, 2271 nucleotides long. RefSeq names its product olfactomedin 3 (gene OLFM3). The record is from RefSeq and is a predicted model, not a curated record. Lineage: Eukaryota; Metazoa; Chordata; Lepidosauria; Squamata; Colubridae. The transcript is spliced from 6 exons. Bases 258 to 1634 code for a protein of 458 amino acids. Gene Ontology annotation, biological process: signal transduction.